CUCGGGGCUUCUUUUCUUCAGGGGCAUUUAACUGGGAGUUUAUGGAGGCUGCAGUAGUGGAAAAUGAAGAUCUCCUCUGUGGUCUUCGCUCUCCUCACCCGGGUGCUGUUUGGAGAUUUGUGUCUGGCCAUCAACGUCACCAUCACUCCCUACCCCUUCACGGUGGCCCAGGAGGGUCAAAACAUCACUCUGACGUGCGUGGUGUCGCAGCGACGCCGGAAUGCGGCUCUGCCGGUGGUUAAAUGGACCUUUCUGCCGGCGGGCACGGACAGACCGGAGGACGAGCUCCUCAUCGCCCGCGUCAACAUGAGGAAAGCUCGCUUCUACGGCAACUACACCAAGAGCUUCCCGUGGCCCAAGCUGAAGCUGACCGUAGUGAAGCAGGGGAAGAUCUUCGACUUGUUCAUCCUGAACGUGUCGGAGGGCGACCGGGGGCUCUACAUGUGUCGGGUGCAGGAGUUUAAAAAGCACCAGGCCCGCUGGAAGGCUUCGUCCAACUGCACGGCUGCCACGGAGCUCAGAGUGCAUGUCCUACCAGCUACCAAGGCCAAAGAAAGCCUGUGGAGCUUGUUUGAAGAUGUGUACCUGUGUGCCGUGCUGAUCUGCUCCGUGGGGCUGCUGUGCAUGUGCAUGUUCACCGUGACAGUCACCUGCCAGAUUAUACAGAGGAAGCAGAGGCUAAAAGAUAACUACCACCUGGUGAAAAGUGCUCAGAACAGCUCAGGAGAGACGGUCACGAGUGUAGCCAGUGUUUCUCCAGCUCUACCGAAGAAGGAGAGGAGGUACAGGAAGAAAAGGAGCCGAGACUACCAGGAGGAGAUACCACCAGAGAUACCAGCCAAAGCACCCAUUGGAGACAAAACGCGAAAACCCAAACUUUUAAAACCUCAACCGAGAAAACUAGUGUUGCCGAAGAUCGUGGAGGAGAACCUGACCUACGCGGAGCUGGAUCUGGUGAAGCCGAUUCCGGAGCCGAAAGCGUCGCGCAGCGGCACCGUGUACGCUCAGAUACUGUUUGGGGAGCAACAGUUAUAAGAAGAGCGCACACACUCAAAUACACACACACACACCACUAGUAAACUGUGCCUUAAUUUUUGGAAAAAAAAAAUUAUUUAUAAUCUUCAUUGUUGUGUAUUCAGAUGUUUUGUCAAAGGUGAAUGUGUAAUGCCACAAAAUUGUACAUAUGAUUUUAUAUGAACUUUGAUACAAAUUCUUUUAAUAAGGACAAAUGAUAUGUGCCUUUUUUUAUAUACUGUAGAUAUUUUUUUCUUUUUCUGUUUUGAUCCUGUGUUGUCUCUGAGCGUGUUAUGAGAGUAACAAAGUGGAUGUUCGGACCUGCGGGCUGGUUUGUGCCUCCUCAGUCAAUAUAAGUAUCGAAAAUGAUAAAUGAAUAAUGAUGCUAUGUGUGAUUUUGAAAAAAAAGAAAAAAGAAUAUACACUAUAGCAAAAAAAUUACAAAGAAAUGAAACAACCUUGAUCUGAAGAAUGGAUGUAAUUAUCCCAUGGAGUUCAAAGAGUGAAAAAAUCCACUUUUAGGAGGUUGGAUGGAUAAAAUCAUCAACAUUUUCAUUUCAUAAUUUUGGAAUAAAAUAGCUGAUGUUUGUUUCAGCUGAUCAGAAAUGUGUCAAGCCUACCAUCUAAACUAUUUCCUGAAUUCUGGAACUGCUCCUUUUAGUCUGCCGGUCUGUGUCAUUUCACUUUCUAAUAUUUAAUUCAACUGAAAUUACAUUCAGGCCGUGUGCAAGCAGCGUUGAGAAUUCUUGAAAUCACUUUUACAGAGAAAUGUGGGAAAAGUAAAGUCAGCAGAUUUAUAAAGAAGGGGAAAAAAAUGAGCUGUCAUGAAUGUGAACCAACAUGUUGUUAAAUUUAAUUGACUUUUCAGUGUGUUCCCAUCAUUAUCUCGCUCACAGUGUCAGUGUUUAGUCUGCAUUUAGUGACCACAGCUACACCAAGUUCAUGCUGAAGCGGCAAUUAGCUCACUGACUGCCCCCACCACCACCACCCCACCCCCACCCAGACCCCCAACAACCAGCCGAUCUCUUUCAUCUGGUGCCAACGUAAACUUAACAGGCUGUUAGCCGCACAGACGCUCACACACACAUACAUACAUACAUACAAGGGUGGAGUUACCGAAGGGCUAAACGCAGCGAAAGGCACGAGCUGCGAAGCCAAAAACCUGCAAACAAUUCUGACACCUGAUCUCUGGGAUGACAUGAGACCUGCGUUUGGCCCGGUUCACAUUAACGUCAAUCACAGUUUGGGAUCUUUGACUUUUGCUGUUGGAGAUAAGAACCAGAGGCCAUUCUGGCAACCGUCCCGGAAACCUGCGUGACGGCCUCCUUGCCUUCUCACGUUCCAUGAAGCGGAGUGUGAAAAUACUCUGGACUCCCUUUUUUUUUUUUUUUUUUUUUCCAUUUAAUGAUCCGCUGGACUCCAGCAUGGAAAAGCAAAGGAGAGCUUUUUUAAACAGUGAACUUGAAAGCCAGACACAAAGGCACCGGAUCCCUCCCUUCCCUUCUCGGAGGAAUCCACACUGAUCCACUGUGUGUAGAAGAAUUUUACCAUCUCUUGAUCUGCUAACUAGCUGACUGUGGUAAACAGAUGAGAUCCUUCUCUAAAGGUAUGAACGAUAAACUAUGUUGCAGCUCUAAUUCGCCCGGUAACAGCUGACGAGACUGUAUAAUGUCAGACUGCUGCGCUAUCACAGAUUGAGGCCAUGUUUUUUCUGAAAAAGAUUACAGUGUGAGACCAAAAAUGUGUAGAUUCCUGCAGCCAACCGGUGGUUAGACACUUGGACAUGUUUUGUUCUCUCGAAUGUUUUUAACAUUACAACCUAAACCACUGUUGACCUUCGCUUCUGAGGGCGUUCCAGUUUUUCCGUCAUCGUUCUCUCGCCUUCAUCUCAGUUUGGAUUAAGAGUGUCCAAAGUGACAUGGCUGAAGGCGACCUUUCAGCGGUGGGUAGAAGUGUCUUUAAACUGCCCUCAGACUGUGAAACGUAAAGUUUCUCCCAGACCGCAUUGUCCUUAAUGGGAGUCGGCUCUAACUGGAACCAUGUGUGUGAAACUCGCCUCUGUGCUUUCUUCCUCUCUCGUUUCCCUCUCUUCGCCCACCACUGACCUCCACAUCCAUCAACAUUCCACUGUUUUCUGCUCAUGUUCAGUUUGUACAUUUUCAGUGUGCAUCAAAAGGUGAAAUAAACAUGA
Salarias fasciatus (jewelled blenny) is the source of this 3205-nucleotide messenger RNA. It is a transcript of the gene vstm4b, whose product is annotated as V-set and transmembrane domain containing 4b. The record is from RefSeq and is a predicted model, not a curated record. NCBI's taxonomy places the organism in Eukaryota, Metazoa, Chordata, Actinopteri, Blenniiformes, Blenniidae. Gene Ontology annotation, cellular component: membrane. The transcript has 8 exons. The coding region runs from base 64 to 1035 and encodes 323 amino acids.